CGUCGCUGCCAUAACAACCGAGGAGCCUGCAUUCUCUGGCCCAACUAGGAGCUUAACUGGCCUCCGGGGUCAGGGCUGUUUCCCACGCGGAGCCCAGGACAUCUGGGGCUGCACAGCCACCAUGCCCAGUGACACUCUCUGGGAAGUCGCAAAGGCUGAAGUAGAGAAGAAGACAAGCCAGGGCAGUGAAGGGAAUGGGGCCGAGAUCGGAGAAAAAUCGGUCUUCUUCCUUGGCAGUAAAAAUGGGGGAAAGACUACGAUUAUUCUAAGGUGUCUUGACAGGGAUGAGCCAGCAAAGCCAACCUUAGCUUUGGAAUAUACAUAUGGAAGAAGAACGAAGGGGCAUAACACACCAAAAGACAUUGCUCACUUUUGGGAGCUGGGUGGAGGAACCUCCUUAUUGGACCUAAUAAGCAUACCAAUCACGUGUGAUUCGUUGAGGACAUUCUCUAUUGUUCUUGUCCUGGAUCUAUCCAAACCUAAUGAUCUCUGGCCCACCAUGGAAAAUCUGUUGCAAGCCACAAAAAGCCACGUAGACAAAGUGAUAAUGAAGCUGGGGAAGAUAAAUUCCAAAGCAGCCUCGGAGAUGAGGCAGAAGAUGUGGAGCAUCAUGCAGAAGGACCAUCCGGAUCGUGAGUUAAUUGACCCGUUUCCAAUACCCCUGGUCAUAAUCGGAAGUAAAUAUGAUAUUUUUCAGGACUUUGAUCCUGAGAAGAGAAAGGUGAUAUGCAAGACGCUUCGGUUUGUUGCACAUUAUUACGGAGCCUCACUGAUGUUUACCAGCAAAUCGGAAGCUCUGUUACUGAAAAUACGUGGUGUUAUCAACCAGUUGGCAUUUGGUAUUGAUAAGAGCAAAUCAAUAUGUGUGGAUCAGAAUAAACCACUGUUUAUCACAGCAGGAUUGGACUCUUUAUGUCAAAUAGGGUCCCCUCCUGUUCCCGAUAGUGACAUUGGAAAGCUUCAGGCCCAUUCGCCAAUGGAGCUGUGGAAAAAGGUGUAUGAAAAGCUCUUCCCCCCAAAGAGUACCAGCACCCUGAAGGCGAUCCAGGACCCUGCCCGAGAUCCACAGUAUGCAGAAAGUGAAGUGGAUGAGAUGAGAAUUCAGAAGGAUCAGGAACUGGAACAGUACAAGAGAAGUUCUUCCAAGACCUGGAAACAAAUUGAGCUGGACUCUUGACCCUGGUCCACUAGUGUGGGUUUUUGUCUUCCUUCCCGAGUUCAAGUAAGAUUCUUUUCUUCCCUUCUGUGGCCAUGUGUGAGGAAAGCGGAGAUGUAUAGUGUAUUAGAGGAAGUGUUCUGGUUCAGCUUUGUGAACGUUCUGAAGCCUUCUAGAGAGAAACUAUGCACUGUAUGUAAUUCUUUGUAAAUAAAAGAAUUUUCUAUCUCCUA
Messenger RNA from Peromyscus californicus insignis, 1389 nucleotides. RefSeq names its product dynein cytoplasmic 2 light intermediate chain 1 (gene Dync2li1). The transcript is spliced from 13 exons. Gene Ontology annotation, cellular component: axoneme; ciliary basal body; cytoplasmic dynein complex. Gene Ontology annotation, molecular function: dynein heavy chain binding. Gene Ontology annotation, biological process: intraciliary retrograde transport; intraciliary transport involved in cilium assembly. Lineage: Eukaryota; Metazoa; Chordata; Mammalia; Rodentia; Cricetidae. Bases 122 to 1177 code for a protein of 351 amino acids. The record is from RefSeq and is a predicted model, not a curated record.